Messenger RNA from Oncorhynchus tshawytscha (Chinook salmon), 660 nucleotides. RefSeq names its product cornifelin homolog B. The transcript is spliced from 5 exons. Bases 69 to 542 code for a protein of 157 amino acids. The record is from RefSeq and is a predicted model, not a curated record. Lineage: Eukaryota; Metazoa; Chordata; Actinopteri; Salmoniformes; Salmonidae.
AAUGGGUGAAACAGUAAGCCAUUGCCAAGUGUGUGUGUGCGCGUGUGCAUGUUGAGCUUUUCCUACAUAUGCCACACUUCUUGCUUGGUUUCAGUCACUCAGCAUUCCUCUUCACCAUCCUCUUCUCUGAAGCUAACUCAGAAGACGCCACCAUGGCAAACACGAUGGUCAUCCAGCAGCCCAAGCCCUUUGUUCAGGCCAUUACCUCAAACCAAUGGAGCUCCGAAAUCUGUGACUGCACCAAGGAUAUGUCUUCGUGUUGCUUAGCAUUCUGGUGCUUCCCCUGCUUUGCCUGUAUAACGGCGAGGGAGGCUGGGGAGUGCCUGUGUCUGCCCCUGCUAGACGGCUUCGGCCUUAUCCCCCCCGCCACCAUGUCCCUGAGGGUGGGGAUCCGCCAGCGCUACGGCAUCGAGGGCACCAUGUGUAAUGACUGUGUCUAUUCAUUCUUCUGCGGGCCCUGCACCUGGUGUCAAAUGUCAAGAGAGAUGAAGACCCGCCUCCAACCAGUCACUCUCAUCAACCCACAUGUUCUUUGUCCUUAGUCGAGUGGCCAGCCGGCCAGUCACCAUGGCAACGAGUGUGAUAAUCAACAACCAGCAUUCUCAGCCUCCUCAGCCCCAGACACCAGCUUUCAUAGCUGUCCACUCUAACCAGUGGAAC